Mytilus trossulus (common blue mussel) is the source of this 4020-nucleotide messenger RNA. RefSeq lists its product as uncharacterized. The transcript has 4 exons. The record is from RefSeq and is a predicted model, not a curated record. The coding region runs from base 250 to 1428 and encodes 392 amino acids. NCBI's taxonomy places the organism in Eukaryota, Metazoa, Mollusca, Bivalvia, Mytilida, Mytilidae.
CGAACUUCCGAACAUACUUCCGGCAACAUCAGUUAUCUCCCUUGUUAGGUCAGAUGUCAUCUGUCAUCGGCGAUGUAAUGUACGACAUCGGUUAAAGACCUUUUAGCAAAAAAGAAGAUCUAUAAUAAAAAAUUAGAAAAUGGCUUGAGGAAGCUAAACAGUUUGCAUUGACUCCUGUAAUAAUUUUGUUUAUAACAUCAAGAUGAGGAGAUCAGACGAUGAUGACCUUCAACAAUACCUAAAACACAGAUGACCGAGGAAGAAGAAAAAGAUUUCCCUAUGAAAUCUAGUUUAAAACAAAAACUUCAAUCUUUUGGAAGAAAUUGUAAAAUACAAGAUAAAAUGAAGACAAAAAACUUCUAUAUUCUUGUCCUUUUUCUUGGAGCAUCAACAUUGUCACUUUGGUUGCUAAGCAACCCAUCACCACAUCUUCACACUAUUGUUACGCAAACCCAUAUUCAAAUCAAUAACAUCAAGAACAUUCCAGAGAAUAUUAGGACCUCUCACAAUGAAGAGUACAAAAUUGAUCCUAAUGUGCUAGAAGAAUUAGGAUUUCAUGAAACUCAUUCCAUUACAUAUAAUAAUUUACAUAAAGAUAUAGAAAAUUUGCCGAUUGGAACUGUAAUCAAGCCUGGGCUUUAUGAUGAAAGCAUGCGCUUAAUUAAAUCUUGCCAUAAACAUUUACCGUCAAAGAUGAUCUUGAUUUAUGACCUUGGAAUAAAUUACCAUCAACGUCUAUUGGUGAAAACAUAUUGCAAUGAGACAAUAAGGAAAUGCACAUUAAAGAAGUUUGAAUAUGAACAAUAUCCCUCACAUGUCAAGGAUUUAGAAAUAAAGAGUUAUAGACCAAUAAUUAUUCAGGAAAUUUUAAGAGAUUAUGGAAUGGUUUUAUGGGCAGAACCACCAGAAGUGUUACUGACUGGUCAAAUUAAUCAUUUAAUAAAAAAGGCACAGACGUUAGGACUUGUAGCCUGGACGAUUAAAGAUCCUGUCUCUUCUCUCACAUAUACUAAAAUGUUAAAACAUUUCAAAGUUAAAAUAGAGGAUUAUUAUUUCAAAGAGUCAGCAAAAACUAGUCAAUUGAUUGUGUUCGAUACAGAAAAAAUUCACAAGGAUUUAAUGUUACCAUGGGUAAAGUGCGCCCUUGUUGAAGAAUGUAUAAGCCCCACAGGAGCGCAAAACACGGCAUGCAAUUAUGAACGAAAGCCGUUAUUUAAGUAUUCAGGAUGUCAUAAAUACGAUAUGUCAGCAUUUGAUGUGAUUUUAGGUAAAAUAUUUAAGCAUUCACAAGAGUAUGCUGUAGAAGAAAGGGUAUUUGGUGUACCGAAAAUAGUUGUGCCGCAAAAUACAGAAAAUUAUCAAAUGUUUGUUUCACAUAAUGUUACAACAGACUAUAUAGAAAGAACUAGACUUGUUCAAAUUCCAUAAACAUGUUAAAGGAGAAGUUUUAAAUCAUGAUUCAAAUAAUCAAAAAAUGUAUAUAAUACUUUUAUAACAUGUACAUUUAUUAGUACAUUGAUGUAACUACAUUUCAGUAAAGUAACGUAAGUGCAUUUUAGUAUACAAAGAUCUCAAAACAGUUUUUAGAAAGUUGUUGAAGUAGCUACUGUGGAUUCAUUACUAUUUUGUUGAUUCAGUGAGUAUAGGCAAAGCACAAAUUUAAUGCUUCGUUCACAAUUGAAUUAGAAUCAAUUGCGAAUCGAAUUUGCUAAUUGUGUUCAAACGCUCUUUUUUUUUUUAUUUCAAAUUGAUUCAAAUUGGUGAAUUCCAAAUAUCCAAUUCGCAUUAGAAAUACGCUUUUGUUAAUACGAACUAAAAGGUAAUGUUGUUUGGACAGUAAAGUGAAUUUGACGUGCAUUGUAAUUCGAAUUAGAAUGGCGUUAGGAUGUUAAACAUUUCGAGUGCAAAUUACAUUAAUUCGAAUUAGUUAAUUCAAAUCGAAUUCGAAUAACGUGUGAACUCAGCAUUAAUGUUCAAAAAGUACAAAAAUUUUCAAUAUGUUCAGACUUCUUCAAAACCAUGAAAUCAAAUAUCCAUGAAAAUAUAAAUUUUCCAUGAUUUCAGAAAAUUCAAUGGUAACUGUCAAAAUAAAAUGAAUCCACAGUAGUAAAACACCUAAAAAAAACCAAGGAAUAUUAUUCAAAUAUGUGAUAAUUUUAAAAUCUGGAAAAUUGAUACAAAUGUAUGAUGGAAAUUAACCCAACUAAAUAGCUCAUGGAUAACACUUGGGAUAGUUAAUUUAUAAUGAAAUAUCAUUGAUUGUAAAAGUAACCUUGUAUAUCAAAUACAAAGCCUUUUAUUGAAAUAUUGAAGGAGCAAAUUAUUAAGAUAUGUCUGAUAUUUGUAGCUAUGUUUAGAACAUUAACAAUUAAUUUCCUUUGCAUAUGUUUGUAUUUUAUUUAAGAUUGUUGCUCAAUAUGAAACGAACAUUGUUUAGAAAUAAGACAUUUUUAAGAAUAGAUAUUAAAAUUCUUUAUUAACCAAUCAUGAACCCUUUCAGGUUUGAAAUUUUAUACAAUAAUUAGGAUGACAUUAGAAUGAUAGAUAAAAUGCAACAUUCAUAGAAUAACGACAGAAAAUACUGAACUCCAAUGGAAAUUCAAAACAGAAAGUCCUUUAUGAAAUAGAAAAAUCAAAAGCUGAAUGGAAAAAAAUUGUUAUAGAUAAAUGUAUUAAUGACAUGCAUGACAUGCACAUUUAUACCACUAGGGGUUGAAGGCAUAUGUUGAAUGGUCAGUCCAUGUACAAGAAAGAGCAAUUAAGGAAAAUAGUAUUUUACUGAGAUAAUUAUUACCUCCCUUUGUAAUUUAAAUAAAUGAUGUUUUCUUAAGGUAGAAUAUGAAAUUACAUGUUAUAAUAAACAUGAUAAGAAAAUAAAUUUUUACUUGUACAAAAUGGCAUGAAUGGUGUGAUAGUUUUUCAGAUGUUUGAAUGGAGGUGAUGAAAGCCUUUCAUUUGAUAAAUUUGUAGGUAACCACAAACAUGCCACUGUAAUGGGUCUCUUUUUUGUACCUCAUAUCUAUAUAUGUCUUGCAAUUUCACCAUGGUAAAAUAUCAAUGGGUCAUUAAUUUUAAAUUUAUAAUUUUUUACUGCCUUUUAGUUAUUUUCAUACUUUCCAUGUAUAACUUUUGAAAACGUGUUAUUGUCCCCUGUGUAUCUCAUUGCUGGGAAUAUGAAAAUACGGGGCGUCCAUCUGCCCUGUACAGCGUCUGUCUGUCCAGUCUUUCUAGCACUCUCACGCUACAAUUCUUGCCAGAUUUUUAUAAAACUUAUACUAUAUGUUAAUAUCAGCAAUAUCUCGGACAUAUUCUGUAACUGUGGACGAUCAACUAUUAAAAGAGUUUUGCCCCUUGGAAAUAUUAAAUUUAUGGAAAAAUGGCCUCAAAAACACUCUCAUGGUUAAAGAUUUUAUAUUUUUAAAAUAGAGAAGCAAACAUCAUGAAGGUUAUUCUAAUACACUUAAUCGCUAUUUAUUCCAUUUGGGAUAAGUUCUAAAAUUACACAACUUUUUCAUCCAGUUGAAGCUAUCUGGGACCCUGUUUAAACAAUUAACCAUGCAUGAUACUUUUUAAUGACACCUGUUUAAACUAUCGUAAAUACUUCAAACAAAAUACUUUUUAACUUCAAUUUUAAUUUCGAAAAAAGUGGAUCAUACUAUAUCAAAGUUUCUUGAUGAUCACUUUCUAAAGUUUAUUCUCCCUCAGCUCACUACUGAUGACCUCCAUUUUUCCGCAGGUGACCUAAACAGGAAGUUGUAUAAAGGACUGUUUUCUCGGAAUGGACUAAAUAGCGAUAAGGUGUAUUGAUAGCUCUCUUUGUUUUUAUACAGUGAGUAUUGUAUCAUUAUUAAUGUAACUGUAAUAUGUAUGGACUUGCUUCUAAACUAUGUAGUUAUCCAUUAUAAUUUGAUUUUCAUACAUUUAAUAAUUAAAUAUAUGUUAUGGCAUAAGCAUUUCUUUUAUAUAGAUUAUUAGUAAUUUGUUUAAGUUUUAUUGUUUGGAAAAUAAAGUUAAUUAUUA